AUGGCCUCCAGAGAUCUCCGCCGCCUCAUCGACGGCGCGGCCCUCGUCGCCCGCGAGACUGCCCGCCGCUCUUCCGCUCGCGACGUCCUCAGGUCUGCCCUCCUCGCAGCCACCGACCUCGCCGGCCUCACCAGAGGCACCCCGCGACGGCCGCCCCUUCCUCCUGGACCCCACCCCGGGGCAGCAGCCGAAUCCUCCCGCCCUUCCUCCUCCUCCUCCGUCGUCUACUUCUCCCACCAAGACGCCCCGCCGCGACAACCCCCAUUGGACCAGCAGCUCCUGCCUCACGAGUCCCCCCAACCCGCCCAGACUCUGGAGAUCACAAGCACCGAUACAGCCGCCGCAGAAGCAGAUGCUGCUGAACGCGUAGCCUCGGUGGUCGAUAGAUCCAACGACGAGGAGCUUCGCCCUGAGGCCUCAUCGUCGCCCACGCCUACCCCCUCGCCAGCGCCGGCGGAGAAGAGGCGCCGGCGAAGGGAGCGGAAUGUUCCCUCCACGCCCUUCACCCGAGCCCUCGGCUUUGCAGGUCUCGGCGCCGGUCUCGCGUGGGGAGGCCUCCAGGAAUCGGCCCGGCGGGUGAUGUACGGCACACCGGUUGCGGAUGGUGACCGCUCAGCACUCUCCCCGUUUUUGUCUGACCAGAACGCCGAGCGCGUUGCCCUUGCGCUGUGCCGGAUGCGGGGAGCAGCGCUCAAGGUGGGGCAGAUGCUGAGCAUCCAGGACGAAUCGCUCGUGCCCCCGCCGGUGUUGGCAGCUCUUGAUAUUGUCCGUCAAGGCGCCGAUGUCAUGCCCAGCAAGCAGCUCAAUUCCGUCCUUGACGCUGAGCUGGGUCAAGGAUGGUCCUCUAAGCUCACGAGUUUCGACUACGAACCACUGGCUGCGGCGAGUAUCGGACAGGUCCAUCGAGCAGUCUUGAAGGAUGGUUCAGAUGUUGUCAUGAAAAUACAGUAUCCUGGGGUUGCAGACAGUAUAGAAAGCGAUAUCGAGAAUGUUAGGCUACUCUUGACUUACACAAAUCUCAUCCCCAAAGGUCUUUUCCUUGAUAGAGCUAUAAAGGUCGCAAAGGAAGAGCUGGCAAGGGAAUGUGACUAUGUCAUAGAAGCUAGUAACCAGAAGCGGUACAAAGAGUUGCUCUCUGAUAGUGAGGGCUAUUACGUCCCUAAGGUCACUGAUGAAUUGUCAAGCAAAAAGAUUCUGACAUCAGAGUUUGUUCCAGGAGUUCCUAUCGAUAAGGUGGCAGUACUAAGCCAGGAAACCCGCAAUUAUGUUGGAUGUAAACUUCUUGAACUGACGAUAAAGGAGUUAUUUGUCUUCAGAUUUAUGCAGACUGAUCCAAAUUGGAGCAAUUUCCUUUAUGAUGAUUCUAGAAGGCAGUUUAAUCUUAUUGACUUUGGGGCUGCCCGUGAAUUCCCUAAAAAGUUUGUAGACGAUUACCUUCGUAUGGUAGUUGCAUGUGCAAAUAGAGACAGAGACGGUGUGUUAGAAAUGUCCCGCAGACUGGGAUUUCUCACAGGCGAGGAGCCGGAGGUCAUGCUGGAUGCCCAUGUCGAGGCGGCCUUCAUCGUUGGGGUGCCAUUCUCAAGACCUGGUGGCCACGACUUCCGUGCAAACAACAUCACGCACAGUGUCUCAAACCUUGGUGCUACCAUGCUGAAGCACAGGAUGACUCCGCCUCCAGAUGAAGUCUACAGCCUCCAUAGGAAGCUGUCAGGUGCAUUCCUGGCCUGCAUCAAGAUUGGUGCAGUUGUUCCCUGUAGAGAAAUGCUGUUGGAGGUUUACGAGCAAUACGAUUUCAGCGAGGAUCACUCGGAAGUUCCUUCAAGCACUGUGUAGAAACAUGAAAGCCGUGAUUUGUUCUUUCCUUCUUUCUAAAUCAUCAACUAGAUACAUGCUAGUUGCAGCUCGUUUUUUUGUUGUUGUUGAAAGUUUUGCAAUCGGCUUCUCUAUUCAAGUUCAGACUGAACUGAUAAUGUGACAAAUCAUAUUCUCCAUAACAUGGAAAUUGAAGUGAUGUGAUUUUUGUC
Molecule: messenger RNA, 2024 nt
Organism: Lolium rigidum
Lineage: Eukaryota; Viridiplantae; Streptophyta; Magnoliopsida; Poales; Poaceae
Product: protein ABC transporter 1, mitochondrial
Exons: 8
Coding region: 1-1833 (610 amino acids)
Biological process (GO): ubiquinone biosynthetic process
Molecular function (GO): kinase activity
Source: RefSeq, a predicted model, not a curated record